Messenger RNA from Caenorhabditis auriculariae, 4734 nucleotides. The record is from the annotation of a GenBank genome assembly. NCBI's taxonomy places the organism in Eukaryota, Metazoa, Nematoda, Chromadorea, Rhabditida, Rhabditidae.
AUGGUUAAUGCCGCACUUGGCGGGACUUGUUUGCUUGGCUACUACCACUGUUCGACCACUUUCACGCCGGCAGCACUUGGUCCUCACACUUGGCUCUUCUCCCCCCUGAUGCUCCUUUUCGUUUUUGCUGCUCUUCUCGUCGUCGGUAAGUCUUAUCGGUCAUUUUGGAAGAAAUAUUAACUUCAGAUUAACUUCCCCGUUCAGUACAUUUAUUAUUGGUCGAAAAAAAUCCUUGGGAAAAUUCCAGAAUCCCCCGUCUGAUCAUAUUUCGACUAGGGGGAGAGGGGGUUGAAUUGAAAGACUUUGUGGUGGGGCUGAAUCAAAUGUGCGAGCUAUAUCUCUUUCUAGAAUCACCCCACACCCCCCCCCCGUGCUAAGUGGGGGACGAUUCUAGAAUGCCUAGGCACUUUCAAGAACCGCCCACUUAACUUUGGAAUAAGAAUUGCAAGCCUUGUCCGGACCAGCCCUCCACAUUCCAGAAUCGCCCCCCACACGAUUCUAGAAUAGCCCCCUCUAAACGAACAUUGCUUUUUAAUCUGUGAUGAGAACCUGAUUCGGCUCAAAAAAAGGUCGUAACUUUUAGAAGCGACGUCGCUGGGGCCAUGCGACUUGUUCGAAGAGGCGACAGCGCUGCACUGCAUCGCGCCCCUCGUUGCCUACGCCGACCUCGCCGCCAACGUCCUCCAUCCUCCGCUGAGCGACGUCGACGACCUCUGUCAACGUUACAACCAAUACCUCGUCUGUACGGCCGGAGUUCGGCCACAGUGCAGGUUUCUCGUUCGGUGUGGAAUCCGCGACAUGGUUUUUCCGCAUGAUGGGGUCCUCAGUAGAUUUGAGGAACAGUCAGUCUUAAUUUCAUCCUCUUGACGCAUAUUUGUUUCCUAGUCGAUAGUGGCCAUCGACAGGCUGUCGUUCCAAACUCGGGCAAAGUCGGAAUGGUGAAUCGCAAAAAACCCCCUAAAAGGGAGAGGUUUAGAAAGAAGCCUUCUGAUAAAACCGAUAAAAAAUAUUUCGAUAAUAUUUCUUCAUUGAAUUUCAGGAAAACUCGCGCCCCAAAUAUCGAAAAAAUGUACGAAAUGCUCUGCGAGGACAAAUACCUGAGCAUUGUCCGCGAGGAAAAAGAAUGCCUUCUCCAACUUGAGCGGUUUUUCAGACUUUCCUAUAGUUCUUAGAUAAUCUUUCAGGGAUAUAACUCUGAAAGAAUGCUUUGUGAACAAGACGAACACCUUAAGAGAUGAAACUCCCGAUACAGGUGUUCCAAGUGAAGGUCAAAAAAGUCAAUCUAUGAGUUGCAGUAAGUCGGUUCACGUCGUUGCCCUCCUACGAAUGCACAGUGAUACAAGCUUACGCCGACUGCCUUCUGGAGCGGGAGACGGAGACGUGCAAAGACGCCGUCAAGGUGCGUCGGCCCUUCUCGCAGCAUCUCCCAGGACGUUCAGAUCGAGCUGUCGUUGCUGUCGUUGCUCGCGUCGCGCGACUCCUCUCUCGACUGCAACCUGCUCACCAACGUCACCAAGUCUCGUCCACCGCCCCUAGAAGAGUGUGACGAGAAAGGAAAUUGCAAAUGCCGACUCGAAGGCUACUACUACGACACCGUCAGCAGGACUUGCAUAGGUUUCCUUGUCGUUUUUCUUACUAUGUGUUAUCGAAAAUUCAGCGGUAUGAAAUGCUUGGUUAUGGAUUCGUAGAGCUUCAGAGUUGAUAGUUUUUUCAAGACCGAAGGUCAAAAAGUUCGGGAAAAAAAACCUGAAUCUCAUCCUAAUGCCAUGUUUGAUGUGACUCCGCGAAAUGGGAAAUAGCCGUCAGAGAAAGAAAAACAUAACUAAAAUUUGGAGAGUCAGAGAGCAUAUUGCACUUCGCGAAAAUUACUUUGAAGUCUGGUUUUUUUUAGGACUAUGACCAGGAAGCUUUUUUUUUUAUCAUUUUGGUCAAGAAAAACUAUAAAUGUUUACUACCGAUCUCCGCUACGGACUCCAAGUGUGCGUGAAAAAAACGGUUAACGUACUUUUAUGGCACUUUUUCAUUUCAAAAACAGUUGAAUAAUUUUUUUAAAAACUCUUGUCGCAUUCAGAGGUCGUAUUAUGAGCUCACUAGUCAGACCAUCCUUUUUUUCUUAUCUGAAUUCGAAACUCCAAUAUCUUGAAAAUUUUCAUGAAUGUCGUUACAAUUUAAAUCUAGAUGUGGACGAGUGCGAGUCCCUUUCUUCUUCGUGCUCUCAGACUUGCGUCAACUUGCCGGGCUUCUUCGAGUGUUCCUGUGAUGGACGAUACUAUCAUCUCGCCGCCGAUAACAAGACCUGUAAUCGAAUCGACAAAGGUAACUACAAAAACAAAGAGAAACUGUUUUUUUUCAAAAUUAGAUCCACUUUGGCUGUUCUUCGCUCAUGGACAAAGUGUGUGGAACAUUUCAACCGACGGGAAAUCUUUCCAGCUUCAGCGCGCGGGACUUCAGAAAACAGCAAUGAUCGACAUCGACGUCAAGGUGAGAUCUUUGAAAAGUCCUGAGACUUCCAUAAAAAAUACUUUUAUCAAUCUUCCGUAGUUCAUUUAAAAAUGAAAUGAGCUUCAGGAAAGACGACUUUAUUAUGCGGAUAUCGGAGCCAACGUGAUCGAAAGGAUGAAUAUCGACGGAACGUUCCCACAGGCCGUACAGCGGUACGAUGUCGACGGACUCGAAGGCAUCGCUGUCGAUUGGGUCGCUCGGAAUCUCUACAGCCUACGGAGGUAGGGCUCAAGUUGCUUCGAGCCUCAAUCGACCUCCUAGAAACGACAUCCUGGUCCAAGGUCUUGACGGCCGAUUCCGGCGAUCCGUCUACAAGGACGUCAUGAAGUUGCCGCGAGCGAUCGCCCUUCAUCCCGCUAUCGGGUAGGUUUUACAGCUUCUGCGAUUGGCAAAAUUCGAAUUUGGAGUUCUGAAAAUGCAUCUAGUUUACCACGCCUCGUUCUUGUGAUAUUGCGCAGCUUUUGAGGGUACUCCGUCACGAAUUGAAACAUUCACAUUUUUCUGCAGACCCCUAUAGGGUCCACUUAAGCUUUAGGGGCUCCGAAGUCAGAUCCUAAACCCCUAUAGGGACCACUUCGAUUUCACCUCUAGGGGGACCACUUUUUUGGCCCCUUUAUGGGUUGCAGUUUUUGUUUUUUUUUUUUGAAAUGUGUGAUUCAGAAUGAUGUUCGUGACUGAUUGGUCUUCUUCUGCUUUCAUCGCCGCCGCUGCGAUGGAUGGUCUUGAAGAGCAACCAACGAGUUUUACGUUAUCUAAUUUGCAGGAAGUAGUUUCAAGAAAAUCGUCACGGAGAGGAUAACCUGGCCAAACGCCAUCACACUCGACAUUUUCGCCAACAAACUAUACUGGGCCGACGCCUUUUUAGAUGUCGUCGAGUGGGAUUUCGGACACAUUUUUCUUGAUAUGGCAUUUUUCUGCAGAAUGGCGAACUUGGACGGGUCUGGGCGACGGACGAUAAUUUCGGAUGCUGGCUCAGUGCCGCAUAUUUUCGGGCUCGCAGUUGCCGAUGACAACUUGUACUGGACCGACUGGACCUACCGGUACGAGUUGGAGAAGUAAAUGAAAGAUGUUGGAAGAUUUUUUUUGUACUUUUUAAAAAAACUGAUACGAAACUUGAGAAAAUAUUGUAUUUCUAGUGGUCUUCUUCGUGCCAAUAAGCACACUGGCGAGAACAUCACGGUGCUGGCGCAGACAGCCCUCUUACCGUACUCGUUGAAGGUGUUCCAUAGAAGUCUGCAGCCCGAAGGUUUUAUCAAGAAUCCUCAAUCCUCUUGAACCCUCUACAGAACCCUCGGAGUGUGACCGACGUAGCUGCAGGCAGCUGUGCCUCCUCGGAACCAACGGCACUGCCAAAUGCGCCUGUGGCGAGGGAUUCGAACUGCAGGCGGAUCACAAGACCUGUGCAUCAAACUGUAGCGACAAGCAGAUCGAGUGUGGCGGUUCGGAUCCCAAGUACGCUUUUCUAUUCUGUUCAUACAGCUGAAUAUAGAUCGAUUGGUGUUAUAAAAUUAACUUAAUUUCCAAAUUCCGUCCAAUCUUAGGCAUCGAGCUUUUUCUGUUGAAUAAUUUCCAAUCUGCACAUUUAGUCUCUUUUUCGCGACUUAAAAGGGCGGAACUUCUCUGCGCCCUCCUCGUCUUUCGACGUCUCUCUUAUGUUUACGUGCUAUUUCCAUGUUUCUUUGACCUCGCCGGUGAGGGAACAGAGAGACGCAGACAUGCGAAAACUGUCAAGUCGCGGUGAACGCACUAUAUCGUCUUUAAAGUCAGGAUAAACAGACUAAAACCUCUUUUUUUUUAAAGUUUCAAAUUGAUUCUUUCUAACCUUUAAUUUGGAGGAGAUUGUCUAAUUUUUGGAGCAGAUUACAUGUUUUUAAUAAAUCAAAAUUUUGACUUUUAACUCCUUUCAAAUAGUGGCUUUGGCUCAAAAAUCUUUGAUACUACCAAAAUCUGAACGGAACCCUGUCGCAGAUGCAUCUCGAAGCUCUACUUGUGCGACGGACUCGCCCACUGCGCCAACCACGCCGACGAAGAGAACUGCCGUGAGUCGCGUCUGUCUCCGAUUUGCGAAUGCUGCAGCUUUCAGCCCCGCGAAUCUGUCUGCCCGGCCAGUUUCAAUGCCACGACAACAAGAAGUGCGUGCCUCCGGGGGGUCUCUGCGACGGCGUUUCCGACUGCUUCGACGCCUCCGACGAGCUCUUCUGUCCGCAGUCGCCGCCUCCGCGAACCUACUGA